Messenger RNA from Plasmodium malariae, 3672 nucleotides. RefSeq names its product conserved Plasmodium protein, unknown function. Bases 1 to 3672 code for a protein of 1223 amino acids. The transcript has a single exon. NCBI's taxonomy places the organism in Eukaryota, Apicomplexa, Aconoidasida, Haemosporida, Plasmodiidae. The record is from RefSeq and is a predicted model, not a curated record.
AUGAAAGCCAUAAGCACAGCCAGAAACAAUGUGAACACGCAAAAAUGGCCAUACAAAAUUUUAGAGAAAGAAAUAAAUAAUAAAAUAAAUAAUAUUUUAAAUCUUAUUAUAUUUGACACAAGUAAGAACGUAAGCGGCGAACAUACGCAGGACUAUCUAAAGUACAUCAAUAGGAAUGUGUGCAAAUUGAACAGCAAGAAGGAAGAUAUACCAUCAGAUGCAGUGGAAAAUGAAGUUGUGAAUGCGGAGGAAAAUACACUGGCAAAUGAAGUGGCAAUUGCAGAUGGUGGUUCGAAUAACAGAAACAUACAACAACUAAAAUGGAAGUACUACAACAACAUCUCUGUAGGUGUACUAAAAGAAUAUAUAAAAACAGUUCACAGGAGCAAGAGUAAUUUGGGAUUGACAUAUGCGACGAAUGGUAAGUGGAACAAGCUGCUCGAUCCCUACGAGGACAAGGCUAACCCAGAAAAGGUGAAGAAAGAAAAAAUGAUCAAGCAAGAUGAAACAUUUAAUGAGGCACGUUAUGCACGCCUAAGCAAAAAUUUAACGAAUAAAAAUGUAUGCAGCAAAAAACGGAAACUGCAUAAAUGUGAAGAAGAAAAGGAUAUGGAAAAGAAAGUGGAAAGGGAAGUGGAAAAAGAGAAGGAAUCAGGUGAAUAUAUGCUGAACGGUGAAUAUGACAGCGUGCUAAAGAAUGCAAAUCUUAAUGAAGUUAAAUACCUGUGGUUAAAACAUGCAGUAGUUAUAUUUAAGUUACUCAUUGAUUGUAAUUUAAAAGUUGAUAUUAAAAGAAAACUAAGUUUAAGUAGAGCAGUUUUAUGUUUCCUCAAAAAUAAAAAUAUACAUGUGAACACUGAUUUAUAUCUUUCAUAUUGUUACCUUUUGUCAAAAAUUAAUAUGAUAGAUAAGGAGCUUGUCAUUAUAAUGUAUUCACAUGUACAAAAUGAUUUCAAGCACUUGAGUAUGUUAAACAAGUUUUAUUUGUUUAGUUGCAUUCAUAAUUUUAAUUUUUUGUCUAAAAAAUUUCAAAAAAUUCGAACUUACUUACAUAGUCAUUUUUACAGUUUAGUAAAAGGAGAGUAUUUAAGCAGAGUAGGGGAUAAUAUACAGACUAGUAGAGAAUUGAUAAGCGGCCAAGUAGAAUGGGUAGGUUUCCAAGAAGAAGAGAAAGUAAGACACUUAUAUGAGGAGGAACAUAAACAGAUAGGAAAAAAUACGAAAGUUCAUCCUACAACCAUUAAGGCAUUAAGCGCACGAAAAAGAUUGACCCCUAUGCAAAAAGAAAAUUUUCUGUUUUUAAAUAACUACUUGUUUCAUAUAUACGAGAUCCUGUUUAAAAAUAAAAAUUAUAUUUCUCAUUUGGAUAGGACUUUAUUUAAAUUUGUAAUAAAUAACGAAAUGAUGAAAUGUAAUAAAGUAGAAGCAAAAGUUUUUAAGAGCAUAGUAAAAUUAUGUGACAGAGAUUUAAUCAAUUUUAUAUUUAACAAAAUAAUAGAUAAUAUUGAGUCAUAUGAUAAUUUAGAAAUAUAUAAUAUGCUUACCUAUUUUUCGAAAAAUGAAAAUGAAUAUCUCUCUCAUUUUUUACAUAUUUUGAAUGAGAAAAAAAAAAAUUUCGAAAACAUGAACAUAAAACAUGUCAUAUAUUUAUAUGUAUACAUAAAUAGAAUUUUAAAGAGGCAUUUUAAAAAAAGAAAAGGGAAAAGUUUAACCACUGCUCGAAGGAAUCAUAUGCAAGAACUUGUCAAUAGUAUUUCGGACAAGUUGAAUAAGAAAAAUGGGUCAAGUCGAAUAGCGAUGUCUUUACUUCGUGCUAGCAGCAAAUUGGGGAAGGAGUGUAAAAAGGAGUGUACGGAAGAGUGUAAGAAGGAGUGUACGGAAGAGUGUAAGAAGAAAUGUACGGAAGAGUGUAAGAAGGAAUGUACGGAAGAGUGUAAGAAGGAGUGUACGGAAGAGUGUAAGAAGGAGUGUACGGAAGAGUGUAAGAAGGAAUGUACGGAAGAGUGUAAGGUAGAAUUGUGCACUUCAUACGUAAAUAAUUUAAAAAAGGAAAAUGAAAUGUGCUUCCUGUAUGAACUCGAAGCAAGAACUGAAGAGGAUAUGACUGUAACUGGUGAGGAAUGUGUUGAGCUUAUGAAAAAGUUAAACGAGAUAUUUUUGUACAUAUUAACACAAAAAAUUAUCUAUUUAAAUGUUAAUAAUAUAAUAACGGUAUUGUAUAAUACAUGCCCAAUCUUUAAUGAAAACCAAAUAAUUUUUGUGAAUAAACUGUUUAUGCAAUUGUUUGAAGAGAACCGUUUGGUCUUAAACUUUUUGCAUAUAUAUAGUGCACUCUUUCGAAAUUUCCUAUUUUACUAUCACACCAAUGUUGGUCUUCAGGAGGUGGAGUCAUGUCGAACUCAUACAGAUGGCACAAAAAUUGAUAUGUCAGUAUAUGCAAACAAAGUAGACAAUAUUUUUAAGUACAUCAAGAAACACUAUUACAUUAAUUACGAAAAUAUGUGUGAUAUAAGCAAGUACACAAUAGUAUUAAACGUUUAUGUAAAUUUUGUAUUAGACCUUCUUAUGUAUUAUAUAUAUAAAAGAGGUGCACAAGGAGAUACCCAGGGAGAUGCCAUAAAAAAUGCAGAAGAACAUGCCCAGGAAGAUUCCCUAAGAGAUGCACAAGGAGAUGAAAAAGAAGAUGCAUCUUGCGACAUAUACCAAAGGAAGAUGGCCUCCUUUAUCAUUCACAUAUUUACCCACUUACAGUUUAUAACAUAUAAUAAUGGACAAGAUUCAAUUCCUAUGAAUAAAUUACAGCUUUUUUUUAAUUACAGUCAAGAUAUUGUAAAAAAGUUAAGCACAUAUGUAGAUGCCAUUGCAUACCCUCUAUGCGUUAUGGAGGAGCGGGGAGAACCUUUAUCACUCACUGGGGAGAACGUAAAUGUGGGAAAAAAUGGGCAUAAUAAUGGGAGAAAAAAAUUAAGAAACGGAGAGCAUGCGAUGGAUCGUAAUAUAAAUAGUGUAACAGACGAUCCUGGAGAAGUAUCAACCUUUUUUAAAAAUUCCUUCCUCCUUGAUGAUAUGUUCAUAGAUGCCACUAUUCCACAUUGCUGCUUCAGUAAGAAUGAACCAAACAUGGGUCACGUACAAAUUUGUAAAAAUUUAAAGACUAACAGUUAUAGCAUGCUAAUAAAUGAUAAAUCGAAUAAUAUUAUUACUACAAAUUCUGAAGAGAUGAGUAGAAAUGAUAACAUGGGCAAAUGUGUACCUAACGAUAUGAGUCAGCAUGUGAGCAAUCGGAAUAUGAAUGAUAUGUCAAGCAAUGUGUGUAAUUUUGUUCACAUAAUAGAAUACAUUAGCUAUAUAUGUUCAUAUAUUUACUUUAAAACAAAUGCAAAAGAUAAUACACACAUAAAGGAAAAUAUGAUGUAUAUUUAUUUGAGUUUACAAAAAUAUAAUAAAACGAAUAAUUACCUUGUUAAUAAUAUUUUUAAAAUAUUAAAAAAUAGCCAUUCGAAGGAGUUAAGCCAAAAUGCUAUUUUUAUAAUUGCCUUGGAUUAUAUUCGUGAGUACAAAAACGUCAACAGCAUUACUAUUAAGAUUUUUCGUUAUUUAAAGAAGAACAAAUUUAAUGUAGUUAUUAAUAAAGGGGAAUAUUUGAGCAUUCCUUCGAACAGUCCCAAGUAA